Molecule: messenger RNA, 3418 nt
Organism: Priapulus caudatus
Lineage: Eukaryota; Metazoa; Priapulida; Priapulimorpha; Priapulimorphida; Priapulidae
Product: Golgi pH regulator-like
Biological process (GO): intracellular pH reduction
Cellular component (GO): Golgi cisterna membrane
Molecular function (GO): voltage-gated monoatomic anion channel activity
Source: RefSeq, a predicted model, not a curated record
CUAUAAUAUGGUGGCCCCCAUCUUACAAAUAAAUAUAUAUACUCGGAAAAGAUCCCAAUUUCAGUGAAAAAUUAAUGAUUAGUUCUGCAUGUUGAAUGCGAUAAAGCUUUACGACUCAUUAACAAAAUGUCUUUUGUUAUCGACACUGCUAUUAUUUUGUUUUCCCAGGUCAUGUUUUUUGUUGGUGGAUGGGUAUUUUUUGUGAAGCAACUGUUUAAAGAUUAUGAGAUCCACAACAUGAUAGUUCAGCUACUGUUCUCAGUGACAUUCUCCUUGUCCUGCAGUAUGUUUGAACUAAUCAUUUUCGAAAUUGUUGGCAUUAUGGAUUCCAGUUCUCGCUACUUCCACUGGAAGCUGGGACUAUACAUGAUGUUGGUCACUGUAAUUGUCCUGCUGCCUUUCUACAUUGCAUUCUACAUUUUCAGCAAUAUCAGACUUGUGAAGCCCAAGAUGGUAUACUUGCUGACGUUUGCUUCGUGGCUGAUAUUCAUGUACUUUUUCUGGAAAAUAGGAGAGCCAUUUCCAAUUCUGAGCCCGAAACAUGGUAUAUUUUCAAUAGAGCAAGGGAUUAGCCGGGUUGGUGUGGUGGGAGUCACUAUCAUGGCGGUGCUGUCAGGAUUUGGUGCAGUAAACUGCCCCUACACCUACAUGUCCUACUUUGUUAGGCACGUAACAGACAAAGACAUAGAGUGUAUAGAAAGGAAGCUUAUGCAAACAAUGGACAUGAUUCUCAACAAGAAAAAACGAAUGGCAUUAGUAGCUAGAGAUAUGCUUCAGUCUGGAGUAGGAGGACAGACAUCUGGUGGGAUCUGGGGCAUGCUGAAAAGUGCUGCCACCUUGCGACUACCAGGGGAGAGAGACACAACAUUAGUUCAGCAAGAAAUUCUAGCAUAUGAAGAGGUCAGUCGGCAACUGUUCCUUGAGACUGCAGACUUGCAUAACAUGAAGGAAAGAAUAGAAUACUCAAAGACCUUAAAAGGACGUUACUUCAACUUGCUAGGCUACUUCUUCUCUGUAUAUUGCUCAUAUAAAAUAUUUAUGGCGACUAUUAAUAUAAUAUUCGAUAGAGUUGGAAAAAAAGAUCCAAUUACAAGAGGCUUUGAGAUAGCUGUAGACUACCUAGGUAUACAGUUUGAUGUAAAGUUUUGGUCACAGCAUAUAUCCUUCAUACUGGUUGGCAUCAUCGUGGUGACGUCAAUCCGUGGCUUGCUCAUCACAUUGACAAAGUUUUUCUAUGCAAUAUCCAGCAGUAAGUCAUCCAAUGUAAUUGUACUGGCACUUGCUCAGAUUAUGGUCGAUCAUCACCGAGGUCGUCGGAGACCUGCAGUUCAACUUCUACCAUCGCUGGUUCGACGUCAUCUUCCUCGUCAGCGCUCUGUCUAGCAUCGGCUUCCUGUAUCUCGCCCACAAACAAGCUCCAGAGAAGGGCUUGUAGUCCGCGGUCACCGCUGUCCAUGUAGUCGUGUGUCAAAUUGCCUUCAGUGCAGCGGUUUUCACUCACAUUGCGUGGCAGUUGUGUAGCAACAUAGAUAUAGAAUACAGACAUUAUGUAACUACAUAGACAGAUAGCUACAGUAUUCUAUAUCUACGGUAGCAAUGAUGGUGUGGCUUUGACUCGCAUAUUGGCGGUUGCAGGUUGCAGGCUGCGUUUUCGUGUACCGUAGAGGAAUGACACUGUAGCUGCGAGAGAAAGAUGGAAUCUCCACUAAACUAUACAGAUAGCAGGUCGUCUGUUCUAUUAUUCAGUCCCGUACCCAAGGAGGGGUUCCAGGAGUUCCGGAACCCCCCCACCCCCGCCCAUUUUAUAGUUGGGCUAGGUAUUUUAUAUCCAGAGGAAAACUGUUAAAAUGCACCAGAAUGCACCAUUUUAAUGCAAAUUUUCUAAAUUUUCCGGGGGGUCAUAUCCCCGGACCUCCCUAACAUCGCUUCGCGCCUUCGGCGCUCGCAGUCACCCGCACACCUCUGAUUUGGACCCCCCUCGUAGGCCAAUCCUGGGUACAGGCCUGUCAUUUGUUUCAGUUCUAUCAGCUCACAGUAGGCCUUCAGUGCGUAUAUUAUUCGUUAGUAAGUACCGGUAAUAACGGUGUGAGGUCUUUCGAUACUAUUCUUUAAAAUACUAUAUGACAUUUUAAGCUUUUGUGGAAAUCCGGGAAUAAAAUGAGGCUAUUCAGCGAUUAUACGGUAGAAAAUAAAUGUCGUAUGUUCUGAUAUUGUAUACGAUUUAUAAUGCAUGCUAACUUUUACACGCAUGUGUUGUGUUUUAGUUAAACAAGAGCCGAUAGCAGACAUCUCGGACCAUGUUGUAUAUGAUAUCACAUAGCAGUCUAGCGGUGGUAUGGUGAGUGCUGCACCGCUAUAUAAUUACGCUUUAAACUAGUCAUUGUCGCCUAUAAUCUGUUUGACUAAAACUAUGUGUAGGUACGAGGCGUGAUACAACCAGAAUAUGAGAAUACCGUAGAAAGGGAAGUGGCGUUGGAGAACAUGCUGCUUGUUAUGAUAGUGAACGAGGGUAGCCAGUAUACCGCUCACAAACAACGGCAAGAGUAGUAACGCAAAACUAAUCUCGCCAACUGAUUCAAGAGCACAGCUUCUGUUAUAUGGGGAAACGAACAACUAGCUUUGUGAAGGCUCGUACCUAUAUGCUUAACGUGCGUGUCCUUACUCUUAAAUGUUAUACCUCAUUUGGAUGCGCUGUAUAAAGUGUUCCGUGUAACAUACAAAUUUGUCCGACCGUAUAAUAAAGAGUACAGUAAACAUUACUGGUGGCUUUUCUGCGAGUAAAGUGAAGCAAUAGCCUUACAUUCGGUGCAACGAUAACGAGUACAACGGUAUACUAGAGUACGUAUGAAUAAACAACACUUGUGAAACCUUGUAAUGUUUACAGAGAUGAUACCAACAAUAUAUUAUAUUAAGCAUACCACACGUGACAAUUAGAAUGAACGCAAUUGCGUGUGAGCCUGCAUGUGCAACUCGUUUUCACAUUAAAUGUCUAUAUGCGUCUUAUCCGUUACUUCUUUGAUCUUACUCGCAUCUCUUUGUCUGACUAUUGUACGGAUUAUUCUAUAUAGAUCUAGUAUGAUAAUUGUUACCGUAUUUAAGAGAUUUAAAAGCGGUACGAUCGAAUAUUGAUAUUUGAACCGCAUUCGCGUGAUCAAGCAGUGAGUAAGCACAUAAACAUAUUGGUUGAGGUAGUUUUCGUCCAGCGUUCGUGACCUUAGUCUCCACUACUAUGGCACGAUAGUAAUUAUGAGGGGCCCCCCGCCCCCGGUAAACCCCAUCGUUGCAUCAUCCUACGCGAACGCCGGUGCGUGCCCGCGCAUGGAUUGAAUGCAUCACUAAAUACAGACUGAUUCGUGUACGCUGUUGUUACGAUAUAAUACAUGUAUUUAUUUUGACAAUAAAAUGGAUUUCCGCAACA